Molecule: messenger RNA, 3234 nt
Organism: Lodderomyces beijingensis
Lineage: Eukaryota; Fungi; Ascomycota; Pichiomycetes; Serinales; Debaryomycetaceae
Source: the annotation of a GenBank genome assembly
AUGACAAGUGAUGGCGUGCUUCAAGAUGGCGCUGGUAAAAAAAGACGAAUUCGAAAGCCUGCGCCGUUCCAGCCAGGGUUCUUGAGAAAGAUUCGAGUAUGGAACUUUACCACGUAUUCAUAUACCGAGUUUAAUCUCUCGCCGACCUUGAACAUGAUCCUAGGACCAAACGGAACCGGUAAAUCCACUCUAGUGGCAGCAAUCUGCAUCGGAUUUGGAGGCAAAAUUGACUUGAUCAAGAGAAAGAAUUUGAAAUCCAUGAUCAAAACCGGCCAUGAGAGGUCGGUGAUUGAAAUCACCAUGGAAAAUGUCGAGGGCAAACGUCCACUUGUUAUCAAGAGAGACUUUUCUGCCAAGGACACUGUUUGGACAAUCGAUAGAGUGAAGGCCACUGAGAAGCAGGUGCAUGAAUUGAGACGGAAAUUCAAUAUCCAGUUGGAUAAUCUUUGCCAUUUCCUCCCACAGGAACGUGUCGCUGAGUUUGCAGCGUUGUCGCCGGAAAAGCUCUUGUUGGAAACAGAGCGGACUUUGAAAGACGGCCAUCUUUUGACUUUGCACGAGGAUUUGAUCGACAAGGACAACAAGAGCCAAGAACUAAAAUUCAACAUUGACCGAUUGAAAAGUAGAUUGGUGCAGUUACAUAAUGAGCGGUCGAAAUUGGAAGAAGAGGCGAGGAAGUUGGAAGAGUAUGAGAAAAAAUCCAACGAGAUUAAAAACCAUAAGCUCUUGGUCCCGUUUGCCAGGUGGCAGGAUAUGAAAAAGAAACAAUCGCAUUUGAAAGAGGAGCAGAAAUUGGCCAAGAAACGAUUGACUUCCUUUGAUCGCAAUUUUGGGCCCUUGAAAAAAAAUGUUCACGAGAUUGCCACCGCAAUUGCGGCUCAAGAAGAUGUCAUUGCAAAAGUCAAGGGGGAAGCAGUCACUAUCGAAAGAGAAAUCAACUCAACCAAGAAGGAGCUAAGAAAAAUCCAGGAUGAAAUUUUAGAACAACUUCAGAAAUUGGAAUCAUACAGGAGCAAAGGUGAAAAGAAGAAAAAUGAGUUGGACCUCACAAGGAGAGAAAUCCAACAAUUGCUCGAGGACCGUGCAAAUUUGAAGGAAGUAGACAAGAGAGAAAUUGACCAUUUGAAUGCCCAGUUCUCUGAAAAGAGAUCAAGUUUAAGAAGUCUUCAGGAGCAGUUGAAUGAAGUCCAUGGUCAGGUCAACGAACUGGGCUCAAAUUUGAAAGAUUUGGUUAAUAAAUUACGACGCGAGGAGACGAGGCUUCAAGGUAAGGAUAAACUAGAUCUAUUGGUGACGGCGUCGAACCUGGGAAAACCGUAUAGACUUCGAGACGAGUCUCUCAAAGCCCACCAAAUGUUCCGAGAUAUCCAGGACCUCCAGGGGAAAUACUUUGAAGCGCCCGUGGUCUCGUGUAACGUGACAGAAAGGAUCUUUGCAUCGGCGAUUGAAAAAGUCAUUGACAAUAACUCCUUGUUUGCAUUUUCAACCACGUCGGAUGAAGGAUACGAGUUAAUCACGCAAAUCUCGAGGGAAAACCGAAGCAAUACCCCACUCCGAAAACUCGCAGAUAUUCAAAUACCGAAACCGGACAUUUCUCACGAAAAAUUGCAAGCUUUGGGUUUUGAAGGCUAUUUACUAGAUUACAUAUCGGGCCCUCAAGCAGUGCUAAGCAUGAUCUGCAAGUCGUCAAAGCUCCACACCAUCCCUGUUACUCGAAACCGGUUGAGCGAAGCGCAAAUCCACAGAUUGACCGACUCGAGAGGGAAUGUGCCGUUCAAAAAGUUUAUUAGUGGCGACACCUUGUUUAAUAUCAUCAAAUCCAAAUAUGGGUCUCAUCAUGUUUCCUAUCAGACUGAGCAAAUCUCUAGAUCCAAUUUCUUUGAGAUUCCUGGAUUAUCCGAAAAGGACAAGGACUUGAUAGGCGGACGGAUCAAGCAAUAUCAAAAUGAGAUCCAGGCGAAAAAGGAAGGGUACCAGGAGUAUAAACUACAAGCUGAAACUUACAAUACCCAGAUUCGUAAUGUCAAGCUUGACAUGGAGGAAAUAAAGCGGCAUCUCAACGAAUUGCAACAAUCGAUGAACAAUGCAGCGAAAAUCGACAGCCGAAUCAAUCUCAAACGAACCAGAGAAAAAGAACUCGAAAGGGAUGCUGGCCGCGAUUAUUCAAACAAGAUUCGAGGGUACGAACAGCGAGUUGCCAACAAGUAUACCGAGUUUUCUGCAAAAUCAGCCGAAGCCAGCGACUUGUAUGCUCUAUACUCGCAAAAGCAGAUUGAAAGCAAGCUCUGCGACUUGGCCAUGCUUCACUUGCAAAAUCGCGAAACUUCUGCCAAGUCCUUGAUAGAGGAGCUUAAAAAUAUUGAGAGCAAACUCAAACUGGACUACCAGGCUGCCAAGGCUGAGUACGAAAAGAUCAAGGACUCGCCCGAGUAUCAACACAUGAAAGAGGUGAAUGAACAGUAUUCGGAAGCCGAUCGAGCCUUGAUUGCAGAAGUUGCCACACCCUACCUUGAGGCGGGCACAUUCACCGAAGAUAUCAUCAGCAAUAAAAUUCUGCACUUGUCAGACGAGUUGCGGGUGAUGUCGAGUGCCGACAAGGGCUCGUACGAACUUCUCAAGGAAAAAGUGGCGGAAAUGGAGGCCUUGGAGAAGGACUUGCCCCGAUACGAGAAGGAGAAACAGAAUGUGGACGAGAGGAUAGCCAAGAUUUCAGCGUCAUGGGAACGGGACUUGAGUAUGUUCAUUCAUCAGAUCUCGUUGGCCUUCAGCAAGAGGUUUGGGAAAGUGGCCAGCGAAGGAAGAGUAGACCUAGCGAAAUCUGAACGGUUCAAAGACUGGAAGUUGCAAAUCAAGGUUAAAUUCAGAGACGAGUCGGAGCUAAAGAUCCUUGAUAACCAAUCGCAGUCCGGUGGCGAACGCGCAGUUUCCACCAUUUUCUACAUCAUGGCGUUGCAAGGGCUAUCGGAUGCACCAUUUAGAAUUGUGGACGAAAUCAAUCAGGGGAUGGACCCCAAGAAUGAGCAGAUGGCGCAUAGGUAUCUCGUGCACACCGCGUGCAAGAAUAGCAGAUCGCAGUAUUUCUUGGUGACUCCCAAAUUGCUAACCGGGUUGUAUUACCACCCAGAUAUGAUGGUGCACUGUAUCUUUACCGGGCCCUUGAUUGACGUGAAGAAUAACAAUCGCAGAUCAACUGGACGUUUUUUGGACUUUGCCAAUACGCUUAUAGCGACGUGA